Ctenocephalides felis (cat flea) is the source of this 1453-nucleotide messenger RNA. Its product is annotated as facilitated trehalose transporter Tret1-like. Gene Ontology annotation, cellular component: membrane. Gene Ontology annotation, biological process: transmembrane transport. Gene Ontology annotation, molecular function: transmembrane transporter activity. NCBI's taxonomy places the organism in Eukaryota, Metazoa, Arthropoda, Insecta, Siphonaptera, Pulicidae. The record is from RefSeq and is a predicted model, not a curated record.
UGAAUAUUUUAACAAUAUCAGCGGGUGCAUCAAUGGCCUGGACUUCGCCAGUAUUAGCAAAACUAGCAAAAGAUAAAAGUUACAGCCCAUUUCCACGACACAUCACCAGCCCGGAGGCAAUGUGGAUGGGCGCGCUGGUAUCUCUGGGUACUGCUGUAGGGCCGUUCAUAUGUGCAUUUUCAACGAACAAGAUCGGCAUGAAGCAGACGCUGCUGUGGUCAGCUCUGCCCAGCCUGGUCGGCUGGAUCCUGACGGCUUCGGCCACGACCAUAAUGCAACUCCUGGUCGCCAGGUUCAUUCUAGGUAUAGCUUGUAGUGUCGUCUUCUCAGUAGCUCCAUCUUACGUUUCAGAAAUCGCAGAUAACACUUUUCGUGGCACAUUAGGAGCCUUAUUGCAACUUACUCUAACUAUUGGGAUGUUGCUGGUAUAUUGCAUAGGCCCUUACACAUCUUACGUCGUUUUCACCACAAUAUGUGGAAUCAUUCCAAUAAUAUUCGCAAUUUGUUUCAUUCCUAUGCCAGAUAGUCCAUAUUGUUGUGCGUCUAAAGGUAAGCUAGAUAAAGCAAAAGCAUCAUUAGUUCGCUUAAGAGAUAGAUCUGCAGAUGAAAUAGAUAAAGAAGUUAAGCAAAUACAGGCAGAUGUGGAAGCAGCCAAGGAUGGCUCAUAUCGUGAGCUCCUAUGCAGUGGUACCCAAAAAUUGCCUUUAUUUUUGGGAAUAGGAUUGGCCGUCUUCUUUCAAUUAUCAGGAGUUACUGCCGUAUUAAUUUACGCCGAAUCCUUGUUCGAGCAAACGGCAUCAAGUCUUUCGCCAGAUGUCAUGGCCAUGAUAAUGGGAGCGAUUCAAACAUUUGCUGCACUCAUUACUCCUUUUAUUUUUGAUAGAUGCGGCAGAAAGUCUUUGUUAAUAUUUUCAGGCGCCGGGAUGACCAUUGCAAUGGGGACCUUUGGUGCGUAUUUUUAUAUAAUUGAAAACAAUUUGAUGAAUGCUGAUUCUUUGACUUCGAUACCAAUGGGAUGUAUAGCUGCUUUUAUUUUUACUAACUCUAUUGGUUUCGGUGGCGCUAUAUGGGUGGUUAUAAGCGAAAUCUUUCCUGGACAUCUUCGGGCUCAUGCAUCCGCUAUCUGCACGUCCAUCUGUUUCGUCACCGCCUUCGUGAUCGCUCUCACUUUUGAUGACUUGCAAGCUCUCUUGAAAAAUUCAGGAACUUUUGGACUAUAUGCAUUUUUCUGCGCUCUUUCCGUCAUAUUUGUGGCAGUUUUCUUACCGGAGACCAGAGGUUUGUCGUUUGAAGAAAUUCAAAAGAAGCUUAAAACAAAAUUCAAGUCGAACGUUGUUGAUGUUGGACACGACAAUCCUGCCAUGGAGCGACAUUAGAAAAUAUAUUAAAAUAAUUUAGAUAUAUUAUUUAAUUACUUUUUUAAUUUUCUUGUUAAUACACUAUGUUCUGUAGA